AUGGUAUCAUUGCACGUGGAUGGCAGUCAUUUAUGUGGUGGUGCCUUACUCAGUCCACAAUGGGUGAUCAGUGCAGCACACUGUGUUCCCCUGACAAGUAACCAUACUAUGUUGGCUGUACUGGGGAUGAACUCUCUGUUGGACCCUGAGAGGUUGGUUGUCAGCAUUGAGAAACAGUUCCCUCAUCCUCAGUACAACAAAACUACCAAGGAACAUGACCUCCUUCUUUUGAAGCUAGCAGUAAAUGUCACACUGAGCGAUAAAGUGAAGCCCAUACAAAUCCAAUGUGAAGACAAAGUGAUACCUGCAGGUAGUCAAUGCCUGGUAGCUGGCUGGGGGAAAAUAAAGCGCACAGGGAAGAAACCUUACCAGCUGCAUGAGGUAUCAGUACCUGUGAUCAGCAGAGCAGUCUGUAAUGGUCGGGGUUACUACCAAGAUGAAAUCACGGAGAGUAUGAUGUGUGCAGGGAGUGCAAAACAAGACUCAUGUGAGGGAGACUCUGGUGGACCCUUGGUGUGUGAUGGAGUGCUGGAGGCUGUAGUGUGUUCUGGAUUUAGUGUCUGUGGUAAUGCCAGGAGACCAGGCAUCUACACCCGUUUAUUUCCCUAUGUAAGAUUUAUUGAAGAAACUAUGCACAAUGCCACCCUAUGCAUCCCUUCUGCUACAGCAAUUGAAUCCUAA
Molecule: messenger RNA, 681 nt
Organism: Staurois parvus
Lineage: Eukaryota; Metazoa; Chordata; Amphibia; Anura; Ranidae
Source: the annotation of a GenBank genome assembly